GAUAUCACCCCCGCGGAAGCUUCUUAUGUUUAUCGCACCUUCCUUCGGAACCUCAUAAACGGGGCAGGCGUCUAAGUUCAUAAGCGUCGCUUCCGCCCCGCUUCCGUUAGUUCGCCGCAUUUGUCACCGGAGCCUCCGCGGAACCUUAAAAUAGCCCCACCCCCUUUUUUUUCUCAAGCCAACCGCAACUUUUGGAGAUAAUUAUUACAACAACAUCACUGCACACUUAUAUAUCAUUUAAAAUUAUCGAAUCUAAGCUUAUACAAGUGUUAUAAUGCAUCCAUCACGCAAGGCCUGCGAUCUAUGCUACCGCAAGAAAAUUAAGUGUGAUGGAGAAACACCCCGCUGUUCUCCCUGCGUGAUUUACAAGUCCGACUGUACCUACAAGGCUUCUAGUCGGAAGACACCAUCCAAGAAGCAAGCCGCGGCUCAGAGACAAUUUCGGGAGGACUCCUUACAGUCUCGGAUCAAAACUCUUGAAGAUCAGCUAAGCACAGUCUUGGAAAAGGUUGAUAAGUUAGAAAAACAGUCCGGCUCUGAACAAAAUACUCCAAAUUCAACGCCGCGCCAUGCGAGCGAAGAAGAUACCAUGGUAGCUAACUGGGCUUCGAGCCUGCCUCCUAUCCUAGAGCUACCUCCACUUCAAGAAGUUCUGCCUAUAGUUGAACACUACCUCGCCACUUUCAAUACCAUCAUGCCUCUAUUUCACUCGGAGACGCUAUUACAGAAGAUUAAGGACUGGUACGAGAAUUCGCAUGUAAGGGAUACAGUUACUUGGGCAAUGAUUAAUGUCGUCCUUGCACUUUCUCCCCAUACCGGUUGGUCCAAUAACGUGGCUCAGACUGGCAAUGCCGCCGUAUAUUUGAACAAUGCACAGUCAGUCCUGACGGACGUUAUUAUGGGUAAAAUAGAUUUGAUCAAUAUCCAAGUACUUCUGGGGAUAGUCAUAUUAUUCCGGACAGCGGAUGAUUUGAGGCCAGCCUUAAUUCUGACUUCAACCGCUCUACGUCUAGCUCAUCGGCUUGGGCUUCAUAACCGGAAGGCUUCCGAGUAUCUAUGUCCAGUGGUAUCCUUACAGCGAAAUCGAGUCUUCUGGAUAGCUUAUAUCCUCGACAGGGAUAUCAGUUUAUUAUCCAGGUUAGCCCCCAUUCAGCUCGACGGCGAAAUCGACCUUAGUUUGCCACCAUCAGAAGCGACGGAUGAUUUGACAGGGUUCGUCUUUGCGGCAGAUGGUCGUACCAAGUUGAAUUUCUUUCGCGCCCGCGUGGAACUAGCAAGGAUCCAGGGGAAAGUCUACGAAUCUAUUUACUCGCCAUCCGCGCAGAAUGCUAAUUCCGAGGAGAGAACUAAAAACGUCUCGCGUACCUUGCGAAUGCUCGACGAGUGGAGCUCUGGACUUCCUACUGAAUUCAGCCUCGCGAGUUUGUCGCAAGCCAACGUCCCCGAAUUAUCAAGAUACCUCUGCCUUCUCUAUGCGACCCCUGUAUCGUGCCGGGCUUUACUUUGUUGUGCUAGCGCGUGGGACUCAUAUCACUAUUCCAAAUGGGUGGGACGCGUACAAGAUUAUGGAGAGCAAGUCGUCACAGGACAAGUUGUUUCCCAUGCACCAACACUACCGCACGGAUGGAAACAGCUUGUAGACGAAUCUCGAGAAUACCUAAAACUCUUCGCAACUGUUAUUCCGAGGGAUUCAUACUUUAUCCGGAUGACUUUAUGCGCAUACAAUUCGAGUACAAUCUGCCUUAUGGCCAAUAGUAUAAUUUCCGCCCGCAACAAACGGACCGAACAGAGCAGCGAGUUCGCAUGGACAGACACGAUCUUUUCGGAUGAUAUGGCAGAACAUAGCUAUCGUGAGAUACGGGAUGCUGUCAUGCGACUAGGGUUCUACGCGAACAACAGAUCCCAAAUGGUGCCCCUAAAGUGAUGUCGCUAAAGUAGAGCAUUGUAAUGGAUAUACCAAGUCUUAGAUAGCUUGUCGGGAUGUCUAAGUCGCAAUACCUAGACGCUUAAUAAUAAUAAUCUGGGGGUAACUGACAGGUUUGAAAGGGUAAUAUAUUGUCAGCCGGACCCUCGGCUUCAUAUUGACGUAGUACUGUUAGCAGCGUCAAUCUUUGUUGCACACCAUUAGUGGUCUUUUCAAAGGGCAGCGAAAUUGAUUCAUCGAGAGCCGAUCCUUCUAUUUUCCCCGCCGAAACGGUGGGCGUCACGACAUUAAUCUCGCACGCCGAUAGUUCUAGUCGGAUGGCUGGUUACUACAUCUAAUACGGCUACCUACAUUAUUUGAGUAGGAUCUCACGGAAGACUACGUACAUCAAAUGUCUUACAUAGUCCAUGAUCAUUUACCCCGAACUCCGGAAAACGCGUGGCACACUUUCAUAUUUGCUUUAGUGGAGAUGUCAUUCUUGUUUUCUCGAUUGAUGGAUGCCACGGAAUAAAUCAGCCGCUGUCGUCAUAAUGUCUGAGAUUUUAUUGCUUAUUAAAUCCGACCCCCACA
This is a messenger RNA of Hypoxylon trugodes, 2494 nucleotides long. RefSeq names its product fungal-specific transcription factor domain-containing protein. The record is from RefSeq and is a predicted model, not a curated record. Gene Ontology annotation, molecular function: zinc ion binding; DNA binding; DNA-binding transcription factor activity, RNA polymerase II-specific. Gene Ontology annotation, biological process: regulation of DNA-templated transcription; DNA-templated transcription. Lineage: Eukaryota; Fungi; Ascomycota; Sordariomycetes; Xylariales; Hypoxylaceae. The coding region runs from base 275 to 1924 and encodes 549 amino acids. The transcript is spliced from 2 exons.